Messenger RNA from Saccharomyces cerevisiae S288C, 1785 nucleotides. RefSeq names its product Bye1p (gene BYE1). Gene Ontology annotation, cellular component: nucleus. Lineage: Eukaryota; Fungi; Ascomycota; Saccharomycetes; Saccharomycetales; Saccharomycetaceae. The transcript has a single exon. The record is from RefSeq and is marked reviewed. Gene Ontology annotation, biological process: chromatin organization; DNA-templated transcription. The coding region runs from base 1 to 1785 and encodes 594 amino acids.
AUGUCUGUCCGUACUUCUUCAAGAUCUAAUAAGGGUCAGAAUAAAUAUAUUGAGUAUUUGUUACAGGAGGAGACUGAAGCACCAAAGAAAAAAAGAACUAAAAAGAAAGUUGAUUCAGCCAUAGAGAAGAAUAAGAAGUCUGAUUCUUCUCAGGAGCCAAGGAAAGAUACUGAAAAUGUAAGAACAGACGAAGUAGACGAAGCGGAUGAGGGCUAUGUUAGAUGUCUGUGUGGGGCGAACAAUGAAAACUACGAUGCUGCAGAAUAUUCGCAUGGCGACAUGGUACAGUGCGAUGGCUGUGACACUUGGCAGCAUAUUAAAUGUAUGACUGAUGGUAAAGACACCAUAGAUGGGCUAAUGAGUGAAGAUUCUAAGUACUACUGUGAAUUGUGCGACCCAUCAUUGUAUGCACAUUUGGAAACGUCAAAGGAGGCAGAGGUUUCAGAGGAUGAAGAUUACCAUGAUGAUGUUUACAAGCCCGUAAAUGACCAUGAUGACAAUGAUGCAGAUGUCUUUCUUGAUGAGGAAAGCCCUAGGAAACGAAAAAGGAGCCCCGAUAGUGCCAAAGGAAUUCAUAUCAAAUCCAAACAGGUGAAGAAAUCCAAUGGGUCAAAAAAAAGGAAUAAAAGCAUUGAUGCCGCCAAGUCUGAUACUGCCGAAAACGAAAUGCCUACUAGGAAAGAUUUUGAAAGCGAAAAAGAACACAAACUGAGGUAUAAUGCAGAAAAAAUGUUCUCUACCUUAUUUAGCAAAUUCAUCGUUCCCGAAACAAUUGAGGCAAAACUUUAUGAGCUUCCUGAUGGGAAAGACGUUAUAUCGAUAUCGCAAGAGUUUGCGCACAAUCUGGAAGAAGAACUUUACAAAGCUUGCCUUAACGUCGAGUUUGGUACUUUGGACAAGAUAUACACAGAGAAAGUGAGGUCGUUAUACUCUAAUUUAAAGGAUAAAAAAAAUUUGGAACUGAAGGCACACGUUGUCGAGGGCAAAUUGCCUUUAAAUAAACUGGUGAACAUGAACGCAUCUGAACUCGCAAAUCCUGACUUACAAGAAUUUAAAGAGAAAAGGGAUAAGAUUAUCUUAGAAAAUUUUAUCGUGGAGGUACCUGACAAACCCAUGUACGUUAAGACCCACAAGGGUGAUGAGCUGAUCGAAGAUAUCGCUGAACCUCAAGAGGAUAUUUUGUACUCAAAAGACAGCAUAAGAUUACACAACAUUGACAGUAUCGACAGCGAUAAGAGUAAAAUAGAACAGACUCAUGCCAUUUCGAAAGAACCCAGCCCAAGUACAAUAAUCAACGAAGAAUCUUUAAACUGCGCAUUUUUGUAUCCCGGCUUAGGACUUGAGUUUACAGGUUACCUAAACUACAUUGGGGCUUCACAAAAGUUAAGACGGGAUAUUUUCAAGGAAGCCAUUGGUGACGGAAAACUGUAUGUAGAAGGGCGCUUACCUACAACCACUGCUGCACCAUAUCUUAAGGAAAUUUCUUGCUCUAGAGCUAUAUUAGUAUACCAAUUAUUUCCUUCGAAUGAUAGUGAAAGUAAGACAACUUUUGCCGACGUUGUAGACUCCCUGGAAAACAAAGGUCGCAUUGCAGGUAUAAAGCCAAAAACUAGAUACGAGAAGGAUUUUUAUAUCGUUCCAUCGAAGGGCGGUGAAAUUCCUGAAAUUUUGAAAGAUAUUUUAGGCAGUCACAAUGAUGAAAGAUCUGAGAGAUUUUCGCGAAUGAAAUCAGAUGAAAGAACAUUAUUCGCAUUUGUUGUCGUGAAACAGGAAUUUAUCCAUUAA